Ilex paraguariensis (yerba mate) is the source of this 1260-nucleotide messenger RNA. NCBI's taxonomy places the organism in Eukaryota, Viridiplantae, Streptophyta, Magnoliopsida, Aquifoliales, Aquifoliaceae. The record is from the annotation of a GenBank genome assembly.
AUGGGCAGUCCCUUGGACGACGCCGUUUUGAUUGAGGAAGGUAAGGAAUCCGGCGACUCCACCGUCGUGACGGUGAACUGCCCCGACAAGGCCGGACUAGGUUGUGAUCUCUGUGGUAUCAUACUUGAAUUCGGACUCUUCAUUACCCGUGGAGAUUUCUCCACCGACGGAAAAUGGUGUUACAUCGUGUUGUGGGUUGUUCCACGUCCGAGCUCAUUUAGAGUUGAUUGGGAGAGCUUGAAAAACCGGCUUCUGUCUACUUGUCCACAUUUUCUUCCAUUUUACUUUGACCAGCAGACCAAUGGUUCUUCAGCACCUCCUCUGUACAUGUUAAAGGUUUUUUGCCUGGACAGGAAAGGAUUAUUGCAUGAUGUCACUAAAGUCCUCUGUGGUCUUGAGCUAACAAUUCAAAGAGUAAAAGUGAUGACAACUCCGGAUGGCAAAGUCUUGGACCUCUUUUUCAUUACAGAUGGCAUGGACCUAUUACACACGGAAAAGAGACGAGAUGAAACAUGCAAACACCUUAGUGUUGAUCUAGGAAAGUAUUGUAUAAGCUGUGAACUUCUGUUGGCUGGGCCUGAAUACGAUAGUCAGCAGGGGUUCUCUUCUCUUUCGCAAGCAGUUUAUGAAGAAUUAUUCAGUUGUGAACCCUCCAACAAGGAAGCUUGCUCAAAGGCCAUCGGCCUGGAUAUGACACAAGUUAAGAAGGCUACUAUUACAGUGGAUAAUUUUAUGAGCCCUGCUCAUACCUUGCUCCAAAUACAAUGCACUGAUCAGAAGGGCCUCAUCUAUGAUAUUUUAAGGACCACAAAGGACUUCAAUAUUCAGAUUGCUUAUGGAAGAAUCACUCCAAGUGUCAGAGGGUACCGGACCAUUGACCUAUUUAUCCAGAAAACAGAUGGGAAAAAGAUUAUAGAUCAUGACAAUCAGGUUGCUUUGUGUUCUCGUUUGAAGGAGGAGAUGCUUCACCCAUUGCGAGUUGCCAUUGCAAACCGUGGCCCUGAUACAGAACUCUUGGUUGCUAAUCCUGUUGAGUUGUCUGGAAAGGGGAGGCCCCGUGUUUUCUAUGAUGUAACUUUUGCUCUAAAGAUGCUUGGGAUAUGUGUCUUUUCGGCUGAAAUUGGAAGACUCUCAACAUCAGAUCGCGAGUGGGAAGUGUACAGAUUCCUUUUGGAUGAAACCCGAGAAUUUCCAUUAGCCAGCUUUCGAGCUAGAAGAGAGAUUGUGGAUAGAGUUAGAAGAGCACUUAUGGGCUGGUGA